AGAAUGGUCAAAAUCAUUUGACAAGUUCGAUGUCGUCCUGAAGUUUAGCCAAUACGCAGGGGUGUGUGGACUUCUAUCUCAAACGCAAAAGCGUCCGCGUAAUGCGGGUAUCGAUCUUAAAAUGCUUUAACCAAGGCAGAACCUGCGACGAGUGGCGACCUACAACCCACAACGGAUGAGUUAUUCAAGUUGGUCGAACGGUUCCGAGUCCUGGUCAUCGGCAACUGGUGUAGGGAAAUCUUCCCUUAUCAACGAAUGCUUCGGCGUCAAGGAUGCUACCGUGGCUCAUUCAAAGGCUGGCGUGUCAAAUAUCAAUACUCCAAUUAUAGCCAGCGAAAACAGAAGAUUUGUUCUACACGACAGUCAGGGCUUCGAGCAUGGGGAGGGUGACAACUUCAAGAAAGUCGUUUAUUUUUUGAAAGCUCGGAAGGACAUGCCCAAUGUGAGGGAUCAGGUACAUGCUGUCUGGCUUUGUUUCCAAGUAUCCUUGUCUGAAGGUGAUCGUUUGUUCGAGGCUGGGGUGGAAGAGUUAUUCCGUAUGAAGUCCAAAGGAGAACUUGGCCCCGCUACUAAAGGAUACAAAGAUACCAGAAAGAUGUUGAACGAGCUUGUCCGUCUCACUACUGACUAUGUUAAAAACACCCUGGCGGUCGACGUUGCUGGAGAUGUUGCACUAGUCUCUGCCAUUGCUCAACGCGUGAAUCCAGCUGUGAAGAUUGAUGCGGUGAUUGCAGUUGGGAAGAAGCGUUAUUGGAUGGGUCUCGCGGCUAGCGCGAAAUUUCUGGGCAACACUAUAGAAGAAUGUCAACGGGUUCUACAUACUGAUAUCGUUCAAGUGUGGAACAUUCAGGAUGAUUGUGGGGCAAGGCGUGACGUUAUCAUUUGAUUCCCUGUGUACUUACUUUGUUGUCUGGAUGCAUGUGCCAUAAUCCGAAC
Laccaria bicolor S238N-H82 is the source of this 936-nucleotide messenger RNA. RefSeq lists its product as uncharacterized. The transcript has 9 exons. The record is from RefSeq and is a predicted model, not a curated record. Bases 176 to 886 code for a protein of 236 amino acids. NCBI's taxonomy places the organism in Eukaryota, Fungi, Basidiomycota, Agaricomycetes, Agaricales, Hydnangiaceae.